AUUGAGCCAUUUGCUGCCCCUCUGCGGAAGGUGAUUGACAAUAGCUCACAGAAGAAGAUUGAACAGAUCCGACUGACGGGAUCAAACGCAAAGAGCAGAAUGGAUGUGCAUGGAGGGGGCACAGGUGAUGCAGGGAAGCUGCAGAGGACUGCAGCUUCCGCAGCUGUAGUUCUCAAUGAGAUUGUGUACGGAGCAUCGGGUGUUUGGGUGGAUGAUCCAGCAGAAGCAGGCAUUGAGCUGGGGGCAAGAGGAAGCAGCACGGAGCAUUCUGCAGAUUUACUGCCGUUUGUGAUGACGAUUGUCCGGGAAUAUACAUCUCCGGAAAUCUGGGAGCUACCCACAGAUAUGCAUUCCAGCCGGCUUCUAGCGGCAGUUGAAAAGGGGCUGGAGAUCAGUGGCAGUAGACCUCGUGAACAUUUGAAGAUGGACGAAGAGCUGAAGCUACCUACAAGAGAGAUGGGCUUAGUUGAGCCCACACCGUAUUCCCAGCUUCAUGAUAAUGCCAUUCUGCAAACGGUCCUGCUUGAAGGGCUGGCGGUGUUUGCGAGGGCACUGGGCAGACGGUUCGUUUCGGAGGGAGGCCUCCUUGCAUGUACCCUUCAGCAGGUUCUGGAUAAGCUUGGUGAUCCCCACCCUUCAGUGAGUGAAGCGGCGAAGCUGACACUUGACAGCAUUUGCGUCUUUUGCGGCUACCCAUCUCCAAGGAAAUUGAUUGCAGCCAAUGCAGAUUACGUGGUUGAUGCUCUAUGCCGCAACCUGCAUCACCUGGAGCUGCAUCCGCGUACACCUGAUCUUUUUGUUGCCGUGCUGAGGCAAACAGGGGCGGCACCGGACCUGCUACCGCUGCUUCGUGAACCGAUGGCUGCAAUACUGCGGAGCUUGGAAGUGAAUGGGAGGAGACGACAGCCUCAACACACGGUAUCUUUUUUGCUGGCGUUACGAGAGUUAACAGGUGCUGCAGAGAAAGAUCUCAUGGUGGUUGCAGGCAAGAGCAACUUCGCUGCCAAAGAGGCUGAAAGGCAGGCGGCAAGAAAAAUUGAGAUGCGGAGCCAAGGGAGGAAAAGGGCUGCAAUGGAGAAAUGGAGGAAAUUAGCAGAAGGACGAGAAAAGGCCGGGGAGUAUCGCCCAACCAAGGAAGAUCCUGACAAAGACUAUUGGGAGUUCGCUGCAUCCGUAGAAGAGGAUUCUGAGGGGGAUGAUGAGGCCCAGAGUGUGACCAAGUUCGGGGAACCAGCAGCGCAUAGCAAUGGUUUGUCACAAGUGGGCGGUGAAGAUCUGUCUGUGCAGCAGCAGCAGCAGUUUGAUGUGGAGAUCGCAUGUAUGACUAGAGAGGAACGAAUCCGACAGCUGUCUGCCAGUGCAGAGAUUGCAGCGAUGUCAGUCGAGGCAUCAGAGCCAUUGCUUGGUUCAAGGGUUAUUCGCGCACGACUCGUGGCCAUGGACGUUGUGGCAAACUGCAUGCGAGCUCUCGAUCACGCCGAGAAAGCAUCGACAUCGGAGAAGAAGUGUGUUCAGGCGAUGAGAACGAUUCUGAGGGGUAAGCCGGGCAACGGCGAAUGGUCAAGAGGGUUGGCAGAGCUCUCCCAGGACGCAGAACUACCCCCAGCGCUGCCUGAGGCAUGCCGGCUCCUUCCCCUGGUGCAUGCUGUGUGGCCAGAAACUGUGCUUUGUCUUCGCCAUUCUCAUCAUGCGGUUGUAAUGCGUGCGUUGGGGCUGAUUAGCACAAUGCUUGAUGCGGCUGGAGGGGACUUCAUGGUCACGAGGAUUCGAGAGGACGCUUGGCCUGUCAUGGAGGGUUUCCUGCAGCUAUCUUCUUCUUCGGGGGAUCGGAGGAAGAGGCUUAUGUCAAGGGACGAUUUGUUGGUGUUGCCGCUGGCACCCGUAUCUGGAACACCGGUUAUAAGCAGCAGAGGGGUUUGGAGCCGGGGACCAACGGGACAGCACGAGGCGGAAAGCAUGUCGCCGGAUGCAUUGGAAAAGGUUAGAAGAGCUGUGUUGAAGUGGAUCAUCGACGCAGCAACAGAUACGCGAAGUGCCGGUGCACUGAGACUGGUGGUAUCGUCUAUGGUGAAUACUGUGAAGCUUUUCCUUUCCGCCAAGGGACAUGCAAAGCCACUGCAGGCUGCGGCAACAUCGGCACUAGAUGCGUUAACAAAGCUCAGCUUUUGAGAAGGUACCUCUUAUCGACGUUUAUAGCCUCAAUUUAAUUAAGGUCUGACCACUUUGAGCUCUCUGAGCACUUGGAGCACUUGGAGCACUUUGAGCACUUUGAGCACUUUGAGC
Molecule: messenger RNA, 2283 nt
Organism: Chara braunii
Lineage: Eukaryota; Viridiplantae; Streptophyta; Charophyceae; Charales; Characeae
Source: the annotation of a GenBank genome assembly